This is a messenger RNA of Erinaceus europaeus (western European hedgehog), 1755 nucleotides long. It is a transcript of the gene RNH1, whose product is annotated as ribonuclease/angiogenin inhibitor 1. The transcript is spliced from 10 exons. NCBI's taxonomy places the organism in Eukaryota, Metazoa, Chordata, Mammalia, Eulipotyphla, Erinaceidae. The record is from RefSeq and is a predicted model, not a curated record. The coding region runs from base 203 to 1675 and encodes 490 amino acids. Gene Ontology annotation, molecular function: protein binding. Gene Ontology annotation, cellular component: cytoplasm.
UGCGGGGUCGGGGUCGGGGUCGGGGUCGGGGUCGGGGUCGCCGUCUGGUCGCGUCCGGUGGCGCUCGGGGCUCUGGGGCCCGGGUCUCGGCCUCUCGCAGACAGACCGGCGGGCGCGACCUGCGCUGACUUUCGGGGUGCUCCGUGUCAGCGGCUUCGCUGCCCGCGUGACCCGUGACCCUCGACCUGUGACCCGCCCGGCCAUGCGCAGACUGGGCUGCGCGUGCUGGGCGGCGGCGGUCUCGAGGGGGCUCGCGGGGACCCCCGCUCGGACCCGCGCAGGCCGCAGCAUGGCCGCCGCCGCGAGCCUGGACAUCCAGUGCGAGGAGCUGAGCGACGCCCGCUGGACCGAGCUGCUGCCGCUCAUCCGCCAGUCCGAGGUGGUCAGGCUGGACGACUGCGGGCUGACGGAGGGCCGCUGCCGGGACAUGAGCCGCGCCCUGCGCGCCAACGCCUCCCUGACGGAGCUCAGCCUGCGCGCCAACGAGCUGGGCGACCCGGGGGUGCACCUGGUGCUGCAGGCGCUGCAGACGCCCACCUGCCGGAUCCGGAAGCUCAGCUUGCAGAACUGCGCGCUGACGGAGGCUGGCUGCGGGGUGCUGCCGGGGGCGCUGUGUGCGGUGCCCACCCUCCGGGAGCUGCAUCUGAACGACAACCCGCUGGGCGACGCGGGGCUGCGGCUGCUGUGUGAGGGGCUGCGAGCCCCCCAGUGCCACCUGGAGCGGCUGCAGCUGGAGUACUGCGGGCUGACGGCGGCCGGCUGUGGGGCCCUGGCGGCGGUGCUGCGGGACAAGCCCGACGUCAAGGAGCUGGUGCUGAGCAACAACGAGCUGGGCGACGCGGGCAUGCGGGAGCUGGUGCGGAGCCUGGCCGCCGGGCCCAGCGCGCUGGAGACUCUCAAGCUGGACAGCUGCGGACUGGGCCCGGAGGCCUGCUCGGAGCUGAGCGGCCUGCUGAGCGCCAAGCCGUCGCUGCGGGAGCUGGACCUGGGCAGCAACGCGCUGGGCGACGCGGGCGUGGCCGCCCUGUGCCCCGGGCUGCUGAGCCCCGGCUCCAGACUGCGGACUCUGUGGCUCUGGGAGUGCGGCCUGGGCGCCGAGGGCUGCCGGGAGCUGUGCCGCGUGCUGGGCGCCAAGGAGACCCUGCGGGAGCUGAGCCUGGCCGGCAAUGAGGAGCUGGGCGAUGCGGGCUGCGGGCUGCUGUGCGAGACCCUGCUGGGCGGCGGCUGCCAGCUGGAGACGCUGUGGGUCAAGUCGUGCGGCCUGACGGCAGCCAGCUGUCCAGCCUGGGCCUCGGUGCUGACGCGGACACAGAAGCUCCAGGAGCUGCAGCUCAGCGGCAACCGACUGGGGGACACGGGCGUGCGGGAGCUGUGCGAGGCCCUGGGGCAGCCAGGGGCCACGCUGCGGGUGCUGUGGCUGGGCGACUGCGAGGUGACCGACAGUGGCUGCGAGAGCCUGGCCUCCCUCCUGCGGGAUACCCGCAGCCUGCGAGAGCUGGACCUGAGCAACAACGGCCUGGGCGACGCGGGCGUGUUGCUGCUGCUGGGCUGCCUGGAGCGGCCCGAGUGCCCCCUGGAGCAGCUUGUCCUUUACGACAUCUACUGGACGGAGGCCGUGGAGCAGCAGCUGCAGGCCCUGGAGCAGAGGCGCCCCAGCCUGAAGAUCGUCUACUGAGGGUGCCGGGCCGCCCGCCACGGGCAGCCCCUGCCUUAGGCCUACCCUGGGCGCUGGCCGGCAUUAAAGUGCUUUCUGGA